GCAUGCUAUCACGCCAGUCCGCUGUAGUUACGUGUAGUUGCGCGAAAAGUGGAACAACACAAAUGAAUGUGAUUUCAAUUAGUGUAGAGAUUUCACGCAGAGUUUGCACUUCAUCAGCAAAUUUAACAUGCAGCGAAACACGUAGCAAACAAACAAGAGGGCCCACCCCAGACCCUUGAAGAAUUUUCUUUGUCCAAACUGGACACCAUCCAAGGCAUAGUUGCAGGGCAACCAGCAUUUCCAGGAGAUCAUUUACCAUAGAGAGCAAACUGUUUGUCUCGGACACUAUGCUGUACCCGGAAGACUUUGACUUUCCGAGACACCUUUUGAAGGCCGUCGACGAAGUUCCGGGAUGUACAAAGAAUGACGUCUCCUGUAAGGCGGUAAGAAAAGUUCCCAGAAAGCACGCCCCAAGCCCUUGUGCUGCUGGUGCAAUAACGGUGGACGCCAUUACCAGCACAUCCGUUCCGUCGGGGUGCAGACAUUUGCACGUACCUACAACAAGGGUACGCAGACACCCAUCUUGCGCAAGAACCAGCGCAACACGGACAAAAGCGACGCUCCAUCCUUCGAGUGCUUCGCGUGUGGCAGCAUGUUCUCCUCCAAAAGGUACCUGAAAAAGCACCACGAUGCCAAACACUCCCCCGAGGAAGGCACAAAUGUCGCUCCUACAAUUAUUCCAGCAAAGGCAUAGCUCACGACGAAAGCACGGCACACCCAUAUGUGAAGCACGUUCAGAGAAAUUCGGCACCGGAGGGUAGCUUGGACGAGGAUUUAAAAAGAGUGUUCGAGGUGGAGAGGAGGAAACAUGAGGGAGAGAAGAAGAGAGAGAAUUGACCACGAGUGCUCUUCAGUGGCAGCACGUACAAAGUUUAUUCAGCCUCUGCGCAAAUAGGAUGGAAGAUAUAUGCGUGUGACCAGGGAUGGAAAAAGUCCGAGACAAAGAGUGACCUGCUCCAACGUUGCCCAGACAAGGAAAGGCUGCGCGCUCGUCGACGUGAUGUAACAAUUAAGAGUUGGCCAAUCGGGACAGCGUUUUCAACGGCCAGAGACAAUCACGAACAGGCUUCCAGCAGUCGUGGCCGCGGAGGGGAACCACCGUCAUCUGCGAGCUGUGACUGAAUGUCCCUUCGUACUAAAUGGGAAAACUUGGAAAUAAAGUGCAAAGCGGU
This is a messenger RNA of Ornithodoros turicata, 1172 nucleotides long. RefSeq lists its product as uncharacterized. Bases 288 to 617 code for a protein of 109 amino acids. The record is from RefSeq and is a predicted model, not a curated record. The transcript has 5 exons. NCBI's taxonomy places the organism in Eukaryota, Metazoa, Arthropoda, Arachnida, Ixodida, Argasidae.